UAGCUCAGGGAGAUGAUAGGAAAGUGACACAGCCACCCUCCCCUCUCACCCGACCGAGGCGAGCCCCCCUGACAGCAUCACCGACAUGCCCCGCAAGGCUGGACGCACUUAGCCGGUGCUGCUGGUCGGCUCAACGACAAAACACGACAUUUUGCAAGAUAUUCGACGAUCGCUUAUUAUUAGCCACAAGGUUGUUAGGGCUGGUGUGUCUGUGAACAUAAUCAGCCAUGGCGUCAGCAAAUGUUACACUGGAAAAUCAGCUGCACAGUGCACAGAAAAACCUGCUCUUCCUCCAGCAGGACCAUGCCAACACGUUGAAGGGGCUUCAUGCAGAGAUCCGCAGGUUACAACAGCAAUGCACAGACCUGACAUACGAGCUCACUGUGAGAAGCUCUGAUCCCUCAGACAGCAGCGAAGUCCGAUGCAAGGAGCUGCAGAGAAGAUGUGAGGAGCUGGAGGCCCAGCUAAAGAAGAAGGAGGAGGAGAACACAGAGCUCCUUAGGGACCUUGAGCAAAAGAAUGCUAUGAUCUCUGUUCUGGAGAACACCAUCAAGGAGAGGGAGAAGAAGUAUCUAGAGGAGCUCAAGAUGAAGAGCCACAAACUGGCUGUGUUGUCUGGGGAGCUGGAGCAGAGAGCGAGCACUAUAGCUUACCUGACCUCUCAGCUUCAUGCCACCAAGAAGAAGCUGUUAGCUGGCAGCUCGUCUGAGGCCAGCCCCAACGUUAGUCCAGUCACCUCCUACAAGCCCACUCCUCCCCCUGCCAAGGACAGGCAGCCUGAAACCCCGCGACGUCGCAUGAAGAAGAGUCUCUCUCAGCCUCUGCACCCUGAGUUAACAGAGGUGUAUCGGCUGGGGCCGGAUGGUAGACGGCUGGUUCUGCGAGAGACAGUAGAAGCCAUGCCCGACCCCACACCUUUCCUACAGGCUGGGAGGGACUCUCCUGAACCACAGGUCGUGAGAGAACGUCCUGCUGUUAUCCCCCCUAUUGCCUCUGAGCGCCCCCCUGUAGUUCACCUCGGCGCCACAGCCAGCCCGCGUCACAGCCCAGCUCGGGACCGCCAGUACAGGGCUCAUGUGGGUGUUGCACACCGCAUCCCACACGGCACCCCUCCACUGGCUCCACCGCAGGCGGAGCUGGAGACAUUGGCGGUGGACCAGGUCAAGGAGGAGAAGGUUGUUCGGAAGCGCUCAGGAGCUGACAGGACAGUUUAACACUGCAAUGCUAACACGCAAAUAAACACACACACAGACACACACAGACACACACACACACACACACACACACACACACACACACACACACACACACACACACACACACACACACACACACACACACACACACACACACACACACACACCUACUGUAAACACACAACACUGCAAGAGCAGGACGGAGCCUGACCCACUGUGUAGCCUGCUUUCUACGCAACACUGCAAUAUGAAAAGUACAAAACUUAAUCAUCCUUUUUUUAUGGUAUUCCAUAAAAACUUGUUUUUUCUUAAUAUACAUUCGAAAAAGGACGACUACAAAGCAUGCCAAAUGUUUCUUUAUCACCACCCAUUGAGAUUGUGUAUUAUAUACAGCUUGAAUUUUUGCUUAGACUUUUAUGUCAUUCUGUCUCAUGUGGUGUGAACAACCAACCUUCAGCCAAAUAUCUGCAUCAGUGCCUGCUCCACCUGAUCAAACGUACACACGCUGUGUAGAGUAGUUAAGGCUUACAGUUACCAUUACAGGUCUCUAUCUGCUUCAUCUUAAACAAUAGUCUGGACAUAUCAACAAGUAUAACAAGAUUUCUGCAGCUGCGUAGGGUAGAACUGAUAAUAUAAACUGAACAUACUCUUCAUACUACGUCUGUCAUCAUCUCGUCAUAUCGGUAUAAUAACUGUAGGUUAAUGUUACUGUAAGUAUGAGCUGCUAAAUGUGCAAGAAGCACUAGUGGUGCACAUGUGUAAAUGCAGUAUGGAAACGAUGGUGAACAAGCAGUGUUGUUUGUGUCCGAGAGAGUGAGGGAGAGGGUGUGUGAUACAAAGCGAGACACUGAAGGCCUUUGAGAGAAGUAAGUGUGGACUUAUACGAUAUCUCUUGAUGUUAUUUGUGAUACACGGGGAAUUUUUAAAACACUGCUGUAAUAGGAUUUUGUGAUAUAACCUACUGUUCUUUAUAAAGGCUGCACAUUUGUAAGGAAUUAUUUUUUAAUUUAUUGUUUCAUAGAGAACACAAAAGCACCUCAGAUAUUGACAGAAACCACUGCAACAACGACAUGACGGUAAUUAUACUCGAUUAAUAACCUGCUUUUCACAGUAAUAUCACCUGUCCUUGAAGUAUAUGUAUAAUUCAAUACAAUAAAGCAAUGCUUUUUUGGUUUGGGGA
Messenger RNA from Labrus mixtus (cuckoo wrasse), 2376 nucleotides. It is a transcript of the gene ccdc92, whose product is annotated as coiled-coil domain containing 92. The coding region runs from base 228 to 1214 and encodes 328 amino acids. The transcript has 4 exons. The record is from RefSeq and is a predicted model, not a curated record. NCBI's taxonomy places the organism in Eukaryota, Metazoa, Chordata, Actinopteri, Labriformes, Labridae.